Stylophora pistillata is the source of this 2312-nucleotide messenger RNA. Its product is annotated as aquaporin AQPAe.a. The record is from RefSeq and is a predicted model, not a curated record. NCBI's taxonomy places the organism in Eukaryota, Metazoa, Cnidaria, Anthozoa, Scleractinia, Pocilloporidae. Gene Ontology annotation, cellular component: plasma membrane. Gene Ontology annotation, biological process: transmembrane transport; water transport. Gene Ontology annotation, molecular function: water channel activity.
UACAAAAUAAAUUAUCGUUUCCAUGAUCGGGUGAUCGGGUGAUGUUUGGUGUUGUGUAAGUCAGUUAAACAUCAACGGAAAUUUUCGUCAUAGACAUUAGGCAAGUGACAGUCUCUCUUUAACUCUUGAAAAGAACAAGUAGUUUCGAUAUGUUUCUCCGCGAUGGGAAAAUGGAAUUCCGCUCUCGCAAAUUGUGGACCGAAGUCUUCGCGGAAUUUUUGGCCACACUUUUGUUCCUGUUCAUGGUCUGUGGCACAGUGUUACCGUGGAAUAACACACCACCAUCCGUUAUACACAUUGCUUUCAGUCAUGGACUAAGUAUAGCGACCUUAGCGAUGGCGGUGUUUCACAUUUCGGGAGGACAGCUUAACCCAGCCGUGACCAUCAGUAUGAUGGCAGUUGGAAGGGUUUCAGUCUUAAAAGCUGUGUUUUUCAUCAUUGCUCACGAAGCUAUUUGUGGAGCAGCUAUAGUUUUCUACCUAACCCCAAAUGACUCUGUUGGUUCAUUGGGUGUUACAGCUCCUUCAAAUGGUGUCACUACUGCGCAGGCGUUUGGAGUGGAACUCAUGUUGACUUUCAUAUUGGUUUUUGUGAUAUUCGCUGCGACUGACCCCAACAGAGACAUGGCAGGAUAUGGGGUACCGCUGGCCAUAGGAAUUUGUGUGUUCAUUUGUCUGAUGCAUGGGAUCCCUUCAUCUGGAGCCAGUUUGAAUCCAGCUCGUUCCCUUGGUCCUGCCGUUGUUAUGAAUUUGUGGAGAGACCAUUGGAUUUACUGGGUGGCACCUAUUGUUGGCGGUCUCCUAGCAACGUGCACCUACCAGCUGUUUUUCGCCCGGAGGAGAAUCAACCAAAACACUUUGGAAGAUGACAACUACAAUGUGGAACUCAAUGACAACGAUACAUCGAAGUUUAUGGUCUCCCCUUUGGCCUUAGGUAAGGAUCUGUCCACUACACUUAGAAGAUCGGCUAUGACAGAUUCCGCGAUCCGUAAGCGCAAAUUUUGGAUUUGCGUCGGGGCAGAAUUUCUGGCGACGACAAUUUUUGUUUUUGUGGUUUGCGGCUCGACGCUAACCGUGCACUCGAACGAGUCGGUCGGCGUGUUACAUAUCUCGCUUACUGCAGGUCUAACGGUGGCGACACUAGCGAUGGCGACAGGACAUCUAACUGGAGGCAUGGUAAAUCCUGCGCUAACCAUUGCGUUGAUGGCAACUAAAAAGAUUUCGGUGUUACAAGGAGUGUUUUACACAGUCGCACAAUUUCUUGGUGCGGUUUUAGGAGCAGCACUUCUAUAUGGUCUAACACCUAGCCAAAUACGCGGGGCACUGGGAGCGACUACAGUUGGUAGUGGCCUAAAUGCUGGCCAAGCCUUCGGAUUGGAGCUCUUUCUUACGUGUAUAUUGGUGUUCACCAUAUUUGCCGCCACUGAUCCGGGGAAGGAGCUUCGGGGAUAUGACAUACCGCUGUCCAUAGGAGUGUGUGUGUUCAUCUGUCACAUGUGCGGGAUUCCUUUCACUGGCUGCAGCAUGAACCCUGCUAGGUCUUUCGGUCCCGCCCUGAUUAGUAACAUCUGGAAAGAUCACUGGGUUUACUGGGCCGGUCCCAUACCGGGAGGAAUAAUAGCCGCAUUCUUGUAUGAAUACGUCUUCUCCUCAAGCAAGACCGGAGUUUCUCCAUCUUAACUUUAUUAGCGCGAUCAUAGUUAAUGGCGCGAUAGAGUUUGAAGAAACUGUGACAUCUACAGAUCUAUUCUUGAGAUAUACAGCAAACACGUAUGCCAAAGCCGAUAUCUUUAUACGUAACACAAACAAAAAUACUCCUACAUAACAUUCCCUUUUCAAAGCCUUGCAUUCGCGAAAAAGACCAAGCGCUAAGCUAAGAAAGAAGAAGUGUUUGUAGUGAGCAAAAUGUGGACCUAGCUUUCCUCAUGUUGACCCUUUGUAGAGUAGUAUUCACUUCAGAAGUUGUAUAAAUUGUGCUCUCGUUUCAUACGUGUUGUAUGUUGGUUGCGUACCGUUUCGUAGAAGACCCAAAACAGAAAAUGCAAUCAGUUCCACCUUUUUGUGACCACGUGUGUGAGGGGGUUUUGAACCCUGAUUUGUAUUUCUCCCUUCUAAAUGAAAUUAAUUUCCGUGCAAAGUCUGAUAAAAAUUAAAUUAGUCUACUAUCAUCUGCUGUUUGCAGGGCAAAACAUUAAAACUGGGCGGAGAACUUGUCAGUAAAUCACCUCUAAGAGUCAAGGGUAAAUUCGUUUUUCAAGACUGGUGUGAGUUUCUGACCCGGCCAACAGAAUAAAUGGUUAGAGUUUUCAUUGA